UCACUUCGUUUGUACUAAAGACCUAGCUCGGCUGCCUCACUUGUCUCAAACCCUAGCCGCGUUGCCGCAACUCCAGGAGCAGAGAAACCCUAGAACUCUCCUUCUCCCAAGAUGGGUAUUUCCCGAGAUUCCAUGCACAAGAGACGUGCCACUGGAGGCAAGAAGAAGGCAUGGAGGAAGAAGAGAAAGUAUGAGCUUGGAAGGCAACCUGCAAACACAAAGUUGUCAAGCAACAAGACAGUGAGGAGAAUCAGAGUUCGAGGUGGGAAUGUGAAGUGGCGUGCUCUGAGGCUCGACACAGGAAAUUUCUCAUGGGGUAGUGAGGCUGUGACCCGCAAAACCCGUCUUCUUGAUGUCGUGUACAAUGCAUCUAACAAUGAGCUGGUCCGUACUCAAACUUUGGUGAAGGGUGCCAUUGUUCAGGUUGAUGCAGCACCAUUCAAGCAGUGGUAUCUCCAGCACUAUGGAGUUGAAAUUGGCCGCAAGAAGAAAACUGCAGCUGCUGCCAAGAAAGAAGGAGAGGAAGGUGAUGCUGCUGCUGCUCCUGCUGCCAUCGCUGAGGAGGUGAAGAAGAGCAACCAUGUAGUAAGAAAGUUGGAGAAGCGUCAACAGAGUCGCACCCUUGACCAGCAUAUUGAAGAGCAAUUUGGUGGUGGUCGUCUGUUGGCUUGUAUCUCAUCACGACCUGGACAGUGUGGCCGUUCUGAUGGAUAUAUAUUGGAGGGCAAAGAGCUGGAAUUUUACAUGAAGAAGCUCCAGAGGAAGAAGGGGAAGGGUGCUGCUGCUUAGAAUUUUGUUACCAGAACUUUAGUCAUUUAGACUCAGAAUAUGUUAUUUCCUUCAUCCUUUCCUACCUUUUGAGGGGUUGCACUUUAUUUCGGUUUGAUGUUGAACUGGUAAACACUGUUUCAAUGGUUGAAUGUUUAAUCAGCAAUUAUAUUUCAUUUUGGAUCUUUCCCUUUCA
This is a messenger RNA of Prunus dulcis (almond), 964 nucleotides long. Its product is annotated as 40S ribosomal protein S8-like. The coding region runs from base 112 to 789 and encodes 225 amino acids. The record is from RefSeq and is a predicted model, not a curated record. Gene Ontology annotation, molecular function: structural constituent of ribosome. NCBI's taxonomy places the organism in Eukaryota, Viridiplantae, Streptophyta, Magnoliopsida, Rosales, Rosaceae. Gene Ontology annotation, biological process: maturation of SSU-rRNA from tricistronic rRNA transcript (SSU-rRNA, 5.8S rRNA, LSU-rRNA); translation. The transcript has 5 exons. Gene Ontology annotation, cellular component: ribosome; cytosolic small ribosomal subunit.